UUGAAAAAUUGCUUUUUAAUGAAUAUUGUCAAACAGCUACUUACGAAAGUCAAGAGUUACUUCUAAGAAAUGACCGGUCAUCAUCCGCAAUUUGGAAAUCUUUUCCACCUUAGAAAUAUUGUAUUCUACAAAAUGUCACCUUAUCACGUGAGAUUGUUUCCUAGUUUUCGGAUUAAAAAUACUAUACGAAGAAUAUGCUAUGAAGCGCCAUGGGUAGUAACACCAUUAGCAGUGGCGUGCUUAGUAUACUAUUCUAUGGAUAAUUUACAUGAAAAAUAUCAAAGAAAAAUUCCAGGACAAUUUGAUGACGAAGAUAAUACAAAUUCUCAAAACAAUAACAACAAAAACAAUAACAACAACAAAAACAAAAACAACAACAACAACAACAACAACAACAAAGGAAAAUAAAUAAAAAUGUGAAUAAAAAUUUAUAAAAAUUUUACUUAUAUUAAUUCUUCUUCCUUUUUAUUUCAUGACGUAUUUUUUUUUAUUUUAUUCUUGAUAAAAUAUACCUCUUCAAAGAUUUAUAAUAUAUAUUAUGCUGUAAAAUAUAUUUGUAUAUUUUUUAAUUUAUUCUUCUUAAUAAAGAAGCCUUGUAGUUGA
This is a messenger RNA of Diabrotica virgifera virgifera (western corn rootworm), 603 nucleotides long. RefSeq names its product cytochrome b-c1 complex subunit 8-like. The coding region runs from base 70 to 408 and encodes 112 amino acids. The transcript is spliced from 2 exons. The record is from RefSeq and is a predicted model, not a curated record. Lineage: Eukaryota; Metazoa; Arthropoda; Insecta; Coleoptera; Chrysomelidae. Gene Ontology annotation, biological process: mitochondrial electron transport, ubiquinol to cytochrome c.